AUCUUUGGUCAAAUCUUGGCACAUCUGCAAUGCAGAUCUGCUUCAAAUCUGCAGAAUCCCUUUGCAGAAUCUGCAAAGUUACUGCAAAGAUUUUUCCAGAUUUAUGUUGCAGAAAAAUCACCUGGGCCUGUCUUCAUCACGGUUAUCCGAGGGGCUUUUCAAUAUGAGUCUCUCAGCUAAUGAAGUGGUGCCAUUUUCCACACAAGCAGGGAGAAUCUAUCGUCUUAGUACCUUAGCUCACAGAAGUGGCAAUACUCAUUCAAUGUCAUAAUUAUAGGAUUUGACUAAAAUGAAAAUCGCAUUAGUAACGUAUUUUUCUUUUAGCAUUUGCGUUUGCAAAAACCUAUUUAGGAUUAUUUAUUGCCCGAGCAAUACAGGGAAUUGGUUCAUCGUUUUCUACUGUUUCAGGUCCUAAAACAUACCUUCAUCGAAUUUAUCUUUUAAUGUAUAGCGUUUAUUAUUACUAUUUUAGGCCUUGGCAUGCUAGCUGUACGAUAUACUGAUGAUGCAGAACGUGGACGAGCUAUCGGAAUCGGAAUGGGUGGACUGGCACUUGGAAUUCUCGUGUUGCGAUUAACUAUUAUCGCGCCACCAGAUUCAAUUAAACAAACACAGCAAAAUGACACGCCGAUCACAACGUUAUUACAAGAUCCAUAUAUACUAAUUGCCUUAGGAAAUGAGUUAUUUAUAUUCUGUAGAAAAUUGGCAACAGUUUUACGAAAUGCAAAUGUGAAAUACCGGAUAAUAUUCAAAAAGCAUAGAACAAUUGGACAAGAAUUUCGUAGACAGAUGAAAGAAGAUAGUUUCAGGAAAGUUGGCGUGGCUUAUGCUGUUGAGUGUAAAAAUUGCGAUAAAAUACCACAAGCAAAGUCAUUUUAUGGAUUAAUAGCACCAAAUAUUUGUUUGGGCUUUGGACUGGGCACAAUUUCUGCAUCAAUGAUGCCAGCAAUGGCUUUUCUUGUUGAUUUACGUUAUUCAUCUGUAUAUGGGAAUAUUUAUGCUCUUGCUGAUUCUGCUUUCUGUAUUUCAUUUACCGUUGGACCUGCCUUGAGUGGUUUCGCAGUUCGUUUAGUUGGUUUUCCAUGGAUGCUUCGCAUUCUAGCGAUUAUAAGCUUAUCAUAUGCUCCAUUAUUGCUACUACUACGCAGUCCUCCAGUUCGAAAUGAAAAAACGUCUUUAAUUACAAAUAAAAAUUAUGAAUAA
Didymodactylos carnosus is the source of this 1203-nucleotide messenger RNA. The record is from the annotation of a GenBank genome assembly. Lineage: Eukaryota; Metazoa; Rotifera; Eurotatoria; Philodinida; Philodinidae.